AUGUCAUUUUAUCAAUGGGUUAAAUCUUCUCCUGAUUAUAAAAACUACGCUUUUCAAAUUUCAGUUUCAAAAUGCGGAGAAAGUGAAUCAAAAGGAUGGUAUGCAUUUGAUAUUGCAUGGGGUGAUCUACGUUUUGAGAAUAACAACAUCACUUACAACAAAUGCAGUCGAUGUUCAUCAAUAGAUAGUGCCCUUGAUGGAAAAUCAAGUACAUGUAAUUUCUCAACAUUCAGAGAAAACAACCAAACUGGAAGUAGCUCUCUUGUAUUUAUCAGUAGUACUAAUUCAUAUAUACAAGCAGUUUCUUAUUUCAAUGUUAUUGGAAAUAAAUGCAAUACAAACAGUAACCAAGUUCUAUUUUUUUGUAAUUACAAUACUAAUGUUGAUCACUGCGUAUUUUUAAAUAACACUGCAGCAUAUAUGUUUGAUAUUUCUUAUAAAGGUUACACAUUGACUAUUACUGAUUCAUGUAUUCAAUCAAAGUCAACAACAAGUACAGGAGGAAUUGUCACAUUUCAAAGAACAAAUCAAAUUAAUUAUGAUUUUUAUCAAAUUCCAAGUUUUUAUACAGAAUUUUGUUUCAUGACACCAAAACCAAAACCAAAACGAAUCACAGUUUUAUUACCUUAUUUAUCCAAAUUUGCAGAAAAAUCAUCAAAUUUUAUUUCAUAG
This is a messenger RNA of Trichomonas vaginalis G3, 672 nucleotides long. RefSeq lists its product as uncharacterized. The transcript has a single exon. The coding region runs from base 1 to 672 and encodes 223 amino acids. NCBI's taxonomy places the organism in Eukaryota, Parabasalia, Trichomonadida, Trichomonadidae. The record is from RefSeq and is a predicted model, not a curated record.